UUGUUUUUCAUUUGCAUACGUACCCGAUAAUAUGCUGCUGCACUUUACCCCUGAGGAUAACGAAGGUUUAUUGUGGUCUCACUUCCUCAGAAAACCUGAUUUAAUUUAUUAAAGCGGUUUUCUCUCCUGACCGUGGUCUUUGUUUUUUGUCUACCCGCAUUCGGAAAGUCCCGCCUCCUGUUCUUGGAUUGGCUAAUGGUCGGCUCUUACUCGCGGCUCUGUAUAACUUCAAGGCUGAAAGGAGCGAGCUAUUCUGACCAGUCACAGCGCAGGAGUCGGAAUACGGGUUUUCCUUUCCUGGAUUCACUGCUUUCAGAAGAUAUGAUUUUUUACCUGAAACUGAAACAGUUUAAUCAUAAAUGAAAGAAAUUUCCGCCUCAUUUCUUUCCAAGAGAGCUCAGGUCUGAGGAUGUGCUGCUGCUGAAGGAGUAUGUAGUUCCUGCUUUCACUCAGGAGGAGAAAGAGAGAAGGGAAGCCGGGAGAGAAGAUGGAGGAGUUCACCACGCGGACGUAUGGCACCAGCGGCCUGGAUAACAGACCUCUGUUCGGGGAGACUUCAGCACGGGACAGGAUUAUCAAUUUAGUCAUUGGUGGACUCGCAUCUCUGCUAGUGAUAGUGACCAUUAUCAGCGCUUUCGUCUUCCCCUCGCUGCCUCCAAAGCCGCUGAACAUUUUCUUUGCAGUCUGUAUCGUGCUGAUGUGCGGCUCUGUGGUGGUUCUGAUUUUCUGGUACAGACAGGGAGACCUGGAGCCUAAAUUCCGCAAUCUGAUCUACUACAUGCUGUGUUCAAUUGUCCUGCUAUGCAUAUGUGCCAACCUUUACUUCCACGACGUGGGACGGGACAAAAAGUCCAACGCCUUAUCGUAGGAACUGCACCGUGGUGGGAGAAGGCGUGCGUCCAUGCGGGUCUUUCAGCACAAUGAAACGGGCGACUCUUUCUUUCCUCCAGCCCCGUGCGGUCGUCAUCAGGGCCAAAUCUGCCUCUGCAGGCCUUCGAAGUGGACCAACAGUGUUCUCGACGUGAAUAUAUGCGUAUUCUGUAGCACGGAGGAUGUGUAUGCAGAUGUUUUGCAUCCCGAGUGCUGUCUAUUUUUCCUGCAUUGCUAUAUAUGCCAAUAUAAUCGCCAGACUGUUCUUGACUAUAAGCCAUGGUUCUAUGCUGCAGAAAACAUUUUAUAUUUGUAGUAUUAUUAUUGUUAUAUGUUGGAUCUACAUUCCUGACAGAGCUCUUGCGUGUCUGAUGCAAUCUCGAAGCUGAAGCACUUACCAAAUCAGAGACGCCGCCGGAGCCUGGCAGAGUGAGACACUGCUGCUCGGGUUUCUGCACUCUCUGCACACUGUGUCAUUUGAUAUGGCUAAAAGAUUAAUGAUUGUUGAUAUUUAAUUUCUAAUGUGCAUUUUAUGUAAGAAAUAAACCCUUGUUCCCAUG
Molecule: messenger RNA, 1430 nt
Organism: Hemibagrus wyckioides
Lineage: Eukaryota; Metazoa; Chordata; Actinopteri; Siluriformes; Bagridae
Gene: tmem243b
Product: transmembrane protein 243, mitochondrial b
Exons: 7
Coding region: 488-868 (126 amino acids)
Source: RefSeq, a predicted model, not a curated record